AUGGAAGCACUCAUUGAUAUUAAUGCCAAACUUCAUGCUAGGGUUAAAGAGUUAGAACACGAAAAGAAAAGGAUUGAUGAUAAAAUUGAGGACCUAGAAGACACUGAUAAAUAUCUAGAUACUGAAAUUGAGGAUAUAG
Entrophospora sp. SA101 is the source of this 139-nucleotide messenger RNA. NCBI's taxonomy places the organism in Eukaryota, Fungi, Glomeromycota, Glomeromycetes, Entrophosporales, Entrophosporaceae. The record is from the annotation of a GenBank genome assembly.